This is a messenger RNA of Arachis duranensis, 1296 nucleotides long. RefSeq lists its product as uncharacterized. Bases 1 to 1296 code for a protein of 431 amino acids. The record is from RefSeq and is a predicted model, not a curated record. Lineage: Eukaryota; Viridiplantae; Streptophyta; Magnoliopsida; Fabales; Fabaceae. The transcript is spliced from 8 exons.
AUGGAUAAUAGUAUUAAUCAAGAAGCAAUUGUUGAUGACAAUGCAUCUGUGAAUAAUAACUUGCCUGUCAAUCCUCCUAUUUUGAAUGAUGCUACUAAUCAUAAUCCCCCUAGCUUUAACGAUAUUUUCAAUGGAGGUGGAAUUCACAAGAUGAAGAAACAUCUAGCAAAGAUUACUGGAGACGUAAAAAAAUGUCCUAAAGUUCCAUAUGAUGUGGAAAAACAGAUAAAAAGUUUAUUGAAAGAAAUUCAGACCAACAAAAACAAAAGAAAAGUAAGCUUUAGUGAAGAAGGUGGUGAUGAGGUGAUACAUGAGGUUGAUAAAUGGUUUGCUCAAUGGCUUUUGGAUUGUAAAAUUCCAUUUAAUGCUGUGAUGUUGCCAUUUUUCCAAGAUAUGUUGGAUUGUGUUAUUGGUAUUGGACCUGGUUACAAGGGUCCCUCUUAUGAUAAGUUAAGGAUUCACUUGUUGGCUGAUCUUAAAAGAGAAUGUCAAAUGCUAGUUGAUAGUUAUAGGAGUGCAUGGAGAAAAACUGGAUGUACCCUCAUGGCUGAUGAUGCUUCCAGUAUCAUAAAAAAUGCUUCACACUUGUAUAGUUUGUUUUCUGAGGUGAUUGAAUGGAUUCACUCUAAUGAUAUUGUGCAUGUUGUGACUGAUAAUGCGGCCAAUUAUGUUGUUGUAGGAAGGCUUAUCAAUAAGAAAUAUGAUAAUAUCAUAAAAAGACCUAAUUGGAGAGAAAUUGUACGUCCUGGUGCAACCUGUUUUGCAACUGUGUUUAUCAUAUUGAAGAGCAUCUUUGAGCGUAAAGUGGAUUUGCUUGUUGAUGCUGAUGACAAACCAUCUUUGGGAUAUAUUUAUGAAGGAAUGCUAAAGGCGAAUGAUGCAAUUAAAGAGAUAUGGGACAAGCAUUUGAAGAAAAAUCUUCAUGCAGCAGCUUACUUCUUGAAUCCUGCAUUCUUUUUUAAUGAAAAUUAUAAAGAAGCACCUGAUGUUAUGCGAAGUUUGAUUGAUCUUGUUACCUUGUAUUGCAAGUAUAACAAUUUGAAUUCAAUUGAGGCAAUGAAAGAAUUACAUUUAUAUAGAGAUCGGAAGGAAAGCUUUGAUAGACCAGAAGCUAUUCGAGCUGCAUCUAAACUUAAGCCUGGUGAUAUUGAUGCUGAUUUAUAUCAAAGUGACGAUGGUAGUAGUGGUCUUUAUGCUGCAUCUCUUAAUUCUUCUGCUCAAGAGGGUGGAAAUGAAGGUGAAGAUGAUCCCACCGAAGCAAAUUUGCAACAAAUUCUUGCAGAUUUUGAUGAUUGA